This is a messenger RNA of Arachis stenosperma, 570 nucleotides long. Its product is annotated as cytochrome c oxidase subunit 6a, mitochondrial-like. The record is from RefSeq and is a predicted model, not a curated record. Gene Ontology annotation, biological process: mitochondrial electron transport, cytochrome c to oxygen. Bases 60 to 359 code for a protein of 99 amino acids. The transcript has 4 exons. Gene Ontology annotation, molecular function: enzyme regulator activity. Gene Ontology annotation, cellular component: mitochondrial inner membrane. NCBI's taxonomy places the organism in Eukaryota, Viridiplantae, Streptophyta, Magnoliopsida, Fabales, Fabaceae.
GACAAGUUUAAAACGCAUAACAAGAUUUCUGUUUCGGUAACAUUGGCAUUGAUUGAGCAAUGGCAAGCACCCUCGCGCGGUCCACUCUUAGAACUGCCUUACGAGGAAGCCCUCGUGCCACACCCCCUCCCAAGCGAAACUUCGCUUCUUCUCCUCAUCACGAUGAUGCAUAUGAGACGGCCAAGUGGGAGAAGAUUACGUAUCUAGGCAUGGCUACAUGCUCAGGUUUAGCUUUUUAUAUUCUUUCAAAAGGCCACCCGCACCAUGAAGAACCUCCUCCAUACCCAUAUUUGCAUAUCCGCAACAAGGAAUUUCCAUGGGGUCCAAAUGGGCUUUUCGAGGUUAAGGACCACCACUAGGAGGAGCAUUCGAUUAUUGGAUUUUGAUAACUGAGUGAGGUAUUUGGAGGCAGCAGGCAAUAACCUAUUUCCUUUGUCAACGUUUCAAGGAAAACACUGAUGAUGGUAGUUUCGUAUUAUUUUAUGGAACUGUUAUCUACAACUAGCACUUGACUAUAUGGUUUUUCUUAUUUAAUUCAAUUUGUUUGGUUUAAUUUGUUGAAAUUGAAAC